Molecule: messenger RNA, 799 nt
Organism: Ostrea edulis (European flat oyster)
Lineage: Eukaryota; Metazoa; Mollusca; Bivalvia; Ostreida; Ostreidae
Product: heavy metal-binding protein HIP-like
Exons: 2
Coding region: 76-702 (208 amino acids)
Molecular function (GO): protein binding
Source: RefSeq, a predicted model, not a curated record
AGAGCAUUUUGGUUUAGUAUUAGAUAACGUCAAGCUAGAUCAACUAGACAUAGAAAUCAGAAAAAAAUAUCGAUAAUGAAUUUUGUUUUCUUGGCACUGAAUUUGAUAUAUCUAGUUAGUGCAAAUGACACUUACCAUAGUAAUCAGAAUGCUGAAAUUCUUCGUAAACUCGCGGAUUUAGAAAACAAAGUAUCAGUUCUCGACGAGAAACUAGAGUCAUGUCCGAGCGGAAUCCUAAAUCCCGAAUCAGACGGAGAAAUCAGAGACAGACGCAUUGUGCCUCAAGGCGCAGCCUCUCCAGUUGCUUUCUAUGCACAUCUUUCCAAAGAUCUGACGAAUCUGGGAUUAUACCAAGCCAUUCACUUUGACGAAGUUCUUUUGAACGAGGGUAAUGGAUAUUCAGUUCAUGCUGGCGAGUUCGUGGCCCCGGUUCCCGGUCUCUACGUUUUUUCUUGGACUAUUUCAGUCAGCAAUCGAAUGUGCUUGAAAUAUGAAGUGGUUAAAAAUAGUGCCGUUUUGUCUUAUUUCAUAAGUGAUGCUUAUGAUCACGAUGAUUGGGCCGUGUCUUCAGGUACAGCUAUCACUCGGAUUAACACCGAUGAUCGCGUCUGGAUCAGAACGUCCGACUUUCUAACCUGUUCCCAUACCGUUAAAGGCGUUGGAUAUGGUACAUCGUCUUUCACUGGGUUCUUGCUUCAUUAGAACGAUCUAUUUCAAAAUCAAAAUAAUUUUCUUAUUAUGUUCAGACGUACCAUGAUUAUGAAUUGAAACAUUUUGAAAUAAAAGAAAAGCCUCUCUC